GUUUUCAGUUAUGCAGGUGUACCAGUAGAUUUUGAGGAUAUUGAAAUCGACCCAAACGCAGAUGACAAUGAUGACUUGCAUUAUGCUAUCACAUCGAUUCGUAGAAAUGGUGUAGCAUUAAAGGGAAACAUCGAAACUCGUAGCACAGAGGCUGAGGUACUUUCUCGAAACGUUGCUCUCCGAAAUCAGUUGGAUCUUUAUGUAAACGUCUUGCACUGCGUAUCAUAUUCAGGAGUGAAUUCGCGUCAUAAAAAUAUUGAUAUCGUCAUUGUCAGACAAAACACUGAAGGAGAAUAUGCUAUGCUGGAGCAUGAAAGUGUGAAAGGCGUUGUAGAAAGCAUGAAAGUGAUCACAAGUGCAAAUUCCGAACGUGUUGCUAGAUACGCAUUUGAAUAUGCUAGACGAAAUGGAAGGAAGAAGGUUACCACAGUUCACAAAGCAAAUAUUAUGAAGCUAUCUGAUGGAUUGUUCUUAGAAACGUCGAAAAAUGUUGCGAAAGAUUAUCCAGACAUUACUCAUAAUAAUAUGAUCAUUGAUAAUACGUGCAUGCAAUUGGUCUCCAAUCCACAUCAAUUUGAUAUUGUAUUAACGACCAAUUUAUAUGGAGCAAUUGUAUCGAAUGUAGUAUGCGGUUUGUUAGGUGGUGCUGGCUUGCUAGCAGGUAAAAAUUAUGGUGAUCAUUAUACAGUGUUCGAGCCUGGUACUCGUAACACUGGUACAGCCAUUGCUGGAAAGAAUAUUGCUAAUCCUAUUGCGAUGUUAAAUGCUGCCGUCGAUAUGUUACGUCAUCUUGGACACAAGACUCAUGCUACUUUAAUUCAGAAUGCCAUUAAUAAAACUAUAAAUCAAGGUGUUCAUACUCGGGACCUUGGUGGACAAGCUACUAGUAGAGAAGUUGUUGAUACUAUAAUGAAACACAUCAAAACAGCAUCUGUUUAAGACUGAUAAGAUAUAUUUUAUUGAUACAGUCUUGCUUUUUAGUACAAAUAUUUAGUUGAUUAGUAAAAAUAUUAUAAUCACUAUAUCUGAGAGCAGUAAUUGCAUGUCCCAUUAAAGCAGUUCUAUAAUAUUGUGUAAAUCGCAAUCUGUUCAAACCAGUUUCUAACUUUAAAAUGACAAAUUUGAUACUUGUAUUAUAUUAAUAUUUUAUGUAAAAUAAUAAAGAUUGAAACAUUGUAAAAUAUA
Molecule: messenger RNA, 1185 nt
Organism: Ceratina calcarata
Lineage: Eukaryota; Metazoa; Arthropoda; Insecta; Hymenoptera; Apidae
Product: isocitrate dehydrogenase [NAD] subunit gamma, mitochondrial-like
Exons: 1
Biological process (GO): isocitrate metabolic process; tricarboxylic acid cycle
Cellular component (GO): mitochondrion
Source: RefSeq, a predicted model, not a curated record